Rotaria sp. Silwood1 is the source of this 2529-nucleotide messenger RNA. The record is from the annotation of a GenBank genome assembly. Lineage: Eukaryota; Metazoa; Rotifera; Eurotatoria; Philodinida; Philodinidae.
AUGCCUGUUCGAAAACAAGAUGCUUAUCGAGCAUUAGAUUUGCUUGAAGAGUAUUAUAAUCGUCUGGAUUCACCUGAAGAUAAACCAUUAAAAAAUGCCAUUGACAGAGUUAUCAAAGUUUUUAAAAGUCGUCUUUUCCAAGCACUUAUGGAUAUUCAAGAAUUUUAUGAAACUAUUUUACUUGAUGAACAAAGUGAUCGUACAGCUAAAAUGAGAGCAACACUUCAAUUAGUUGAUGAAUUGGAAAAACAACCGAUGCUUAGACAAGAUAUACGUAAUGGUCCAGCAACAACAACAAUAAAGGAACCAUCACCGAUAGUAUCAACAAUUGUAACUGAUAAUCCAUUAAUACGUCCAUCGAAUAUUAAAGAAGAUAUUAAAAGACAACCAACACCAACACCAUUUUCUCAAAUAACUAAUAUACCAGAUUCAACUAAUCGUCAAAAUACAACAGAUUUAAAUUUACCUACUAAUAUACCAGAACUUAAUUAUAAUGAUCAUUGGACAGAACUUAAAAUUGAUCUUGAACGAGUACCUGGCAAAGGUCUAGGGUUUUCAAUUGCUGGCGGUACAGAUACCCCAUGUAUUACUGAUUCCUCAGCUGUUGUUAUUACACGUAUAACUGAAAGUGGUCUUGCUGAUAUUGAUCAUCGAUUGAAACUUCAUGAUAUAAUUUUACGUGUUAAUAAUAUCGAUUUUACUAAUAUUCAACAUCAAGCAGCAGUUGAUACACUUAAAUCUGCUGAAAGUCCAGUUAUUUUAAUAGUUCGUCGUUUAGCUCCACCAAUUAUGGAAGAAAUCGUAUUAGAAAAACCAUCAAAUGUUCAUUUAGGUUUUUCAAUUGCUGGUGGAAUUAGUCACGAACAUGUUAAAGGUGAUUAUGGUAUAUUUAUAACAAAUAUAAUUCCAGGUGGUAUUGCUGAUAAAAAUGGAAAAUUAAAAGUUGGUGAUCGUUUAAUGAGUGUACAAUCAAUGAAAAAUACUUAUGAUCUUGAAUUUGUUGAGCAUAAACAUGCUGUUGAAUCUAUUCGACGUGCAUGUGAUGAAAGUCAAAACAUAACUUUAAUUGUUGGUCAUCCAACUGUUUAUGCAUUAAAUACACAACUUCAAUCAACUAAUACUUCUAUUCAAAAUCAAUUAAAAUCAAAAAAUGAAACUAAUGGACAUCGAUUAACGAGUAAUGAUGAACAUGAAGACCUUCCUCUUGACCGUCGAGUAUUACUUCGACGCGGUCCAACUGGUUUUGGCUUCAAUAUUAUUAGUUCUGAAGGUGUACCAGGUACAUUUAUAUCGUUUAUUCAAUCUGGUGGUGUAGCAGAUAAAUCAGGACAAUUACGUAAGGGUGAUCAAAUAUUAUCUGUAAACAAUAAGGAUGUACAAGGAGCAUCUCACGAGGAGGUUGGAAAAUUACUUACCAAUUGUGGUGAUACAGUGAAUCUACAUGUUACUCAUAAAUAUAAUGAUUUUCUUCAAUGUCAAACUCGUAAUGAAGAACGUCGUAAUAGAGUAACAAGCGAAGCAGGUGGAAGCACAGGUAAUUUAAAGAUUUCAACACGAAAACAAUUUUUUGUUCGAGCGGAAUUUGAUUAUGACCCAACAAGAGAUCCAAAUUUACCAGGAGGUCCUGGUAUACCAUUUCGUACAGGUGAUAUUCUUCAUGUAAUAAAUGCUGCUGAUGAUUCAUGGUGGCAAGCAAAACGUUUUAUUGAUGGUAGAGAAGAAAUCGGAAUAAUUCCAUCAAAAUCAAGAGUAGAAAAAAAAGAACGAGCUAGACAAAAACGUAGUAAUACACCAGAUCAUGAAAAAAAGAAAAAGAAGAAAAUUGGCUUAUUUAGUAAAACUGGUGAUAAAAAAGAUGUACAAUCAGGUGACGAUACUGAAAAUGAAUCAGAGAAUUUAGAACCUGCCCCAUCAUAUCAAUUGCUUACUCAACAUAAAAUUGAUUACUCGCGACCACUUAUAAUAUUUGGCCCAUUUAAAGAAAUUCUUAAUGAUCAAUUGAUAACUGACCAUCCAGACAAAUUUACUAAUUGUAUACCUCAUACAACACGACCAAGACGUGACAAAGAAAUCGAUGGUCGAGAAUAUCAUUUUGUUGCAAAUCGUAAACAAAUGGAAGAUGAUAUUCAAAAUUAUUUAUUUAUUGAAGCUGGAGAAUAUGGAGGAAAUUUAUAUGGUACAAGUAUUAAUGCUAUUCGUGAUGUAGCUUAUGCUUCAAAACAUUGUGUUUUGGACGUCAGUGGUCGUGCUAUUAAACGUUUAAUUAGAGCUGGUCUUUAUCCAAUUGUUAUAUAUGUUAAACCACGUGAUGUCAAAUGGAUAUUGGAUAAUAUGGGACAAGAAGCAGAUGAAAAACGAGCUAAACAAAUCUAUGACAAAUGUAAUGAAACUGAAGAACAAUUUGGUAAUCUUUUUACAGCUACUAUUGAAGAAGACAAUUUAAAUGAUGCUUAUGAUCGUAUAUCUGAGAUUAUUAAUCAUGAAAAUAGAGUUGAUUCGGCUUGGAUACCAUCAGAAGAAAAAAUUUGA